Molecule: messenger RNA, 2586 nt
Organism: Salvia splendens (bonfire salvia)
Lineage: Eukaryota; Viridiplantae; Streptophyta; Magnoliopsida; Lamiales; Lamiaceae
Product: pto-interacting protein 1-like
Exons: 4
Coding region: 1020-1697 (225 amino acids)
Biological process (GO): protein phosphorylation
Molecular function (GO): protein kinase activity
Source: RefSeq, a predicted model, not a curated record
UUUUUUAACAUUUCAGUCUAAGUCUCAUCUGCGGGAUGAUGAUGAUGAUGAUGAUGUUCAGCUACAAAUUAAGUCAACUCUUGGUUCCAUUGAGAUUAUUCUGUUUUGCUUCACUGUUUGGUAUCUUGAUAACUAGCUUGAGAUGAAAAGAUGGUAUUAUCAUCAACGACCGAGCAACUUUGUCGUCGGUUAUCACUAGCUGAAAUUCACUCAGCCACCGGAGUUUUCAGCAACGCGCAUGUCAUUGGAAAAGGUGGUUUUGGUAUAGUCUACAAAGGCCUCAUCGUUAAUGGCUCUCUGACUGUGGCCAUAAAGCGGCGGCUAGCAUCAAACCCGAGUCAAGGCCAGAUGGAGUUUGCAUCGGAGAUUGAAACACUAAGUAAGUUCCGACACCAUAAUCUAGUCUCCCUGAUUGGCUACUGCGAUGAGGAGGGUGAGAUGAUUCUUGUUUACGACUACAUGUCUAAUAGAACGCUCGCAGAUCCCUCCACAAGAAUAGUAACGGCGGCUCAACUCUCUCGCGGAAUGAACGACUUAAGAUAUGUAUUGGAGCCAGAAGAGGUUUGGACUAUCUUCACUCGGGUUGCUCUGUCAUACAUCGUGAUGUCAAGCCUACGAAUAUCCUUCUGGACGACUGUUUCACAGCGAAGGUUUCAGAUUUUGGAUUGGCCAAACAUGUAAGCCAAAAUAUAUUGCAAACUCAUGUGAUCACAAAUGUUAAGGGCUCAUUUGGAUAUUUUGACCCGAGUUAUUUUACCAGGGAGACUUACAAGGGCAAGUGACACAUAUUCGUUUGGGGUAGUGUUGUUAGAGGUAUUGAGUGGGAGGCGAGCGGUUGAGGAACAGCUUGCAGAGGAUGAGCUGCGUAUGAGCAUGUGGGCUCAAGAAAAGAUUCGAAAUGGAAAAGCUGAUCAGAUUGUAGCUUCAAAUUUGAAGGGAGAUAUCACACAAGAUUGCCUCAGGCAUUUAUUGGGGUUGUUAAAAGAUGCUUGCAUCAUGAACCAAAGAAACGGCUCCCAAUGAGUCGAGUUGUGGCGCAGCUUGAGUUAGCCCUUGAGCAACAGGAGAGGAGAGGGACCACAGCACAAAAAUCACAAUUUUGGCUAUGUUGGAAUAGAUUUAUUCUGUUUGGUUCAACACAAAAAGAUCAGUAUGUGGUUGAAGUUGAUGAGGUGCCACGAGCCAUCUCUACCAUUGAUAAAGACGACAAACAAGUUGUCUCCACCGUUGAUGGAGAUGACAAACAAUCUGUCUCCACUGUUGAUGAUGUGUUGGAGGACAAACAAGCAACCAUCAAUGAAGAGGAUGCUAAUAUGCUGCCAAGAUCGGUUACCACAACUGAUAUAUUGGACAUGACUGCUAAUUUCCUUAGGAAGCCAUGUACGAGUCCUUGGUUCCGAGGAGUCGUGGAAACUGGAGAGAAAGUCGCCGUCAAAAUUCUCCAUAAGAAGUUGCCGAACAGUGAAUUUCUAGCACAGGUUUCAACAUUGUUUAGGCUGAAGCAUGAAAAUGUGGUUAAUCUACUUGCUUGUUCUGCACAUAAAGAUCAAGUCUUGGUGUAUGAGUUUCCACCAAAAGGGUCCCUACACAACCUUCUCCAUGGAUUAAAAAUCCGCGAGUUUCAGCCAGAUUCAUGUUUGACAUGGUCUGAAACAAUCAAAAUAGGUGUUGGGAUUACAUUCAUGAAAAGGGGCUGAUACAUCGUAACAUCAAAUCCAGCAAUGUUUUACUCUUUGAUGAUGGGAUUGCUAAGAUAACUGAUCUCCAUUUAUCAACUCAAUGCUCUCGUAAGAGGGAUGGGCCUCGUCCCGAAUAGUGAUUAUCACCCCCCAGAGUGAGUAUGCUAUUGAGUUUUGUUUUGCAGUUCGGUUUGAUUUCUUCUGGUAGAUGUAAUCAGACAGAGAAAAGCGAUGUUUACAGCUUUGGUGUGCUUCUUUCUGCCUGAACUUUUGAGUGGCAGUGAUGCAUUUAGACAGAGACCAAGAGCAAGGAAGGAGCAACCUUCCUUGUAUACAUUUAUGCAUUAUGACAACCUUGCAAAUUUGGCAACAAGCAAAACUGCAGCAGGGUUCCGAAAGUAUAGAUAAGAUUGUUGAUGUUAGGUUAAAAAAUGCGGAGCACCUUCGUGAGGCAGUUGAUGAAAAUGACUUGUUUUGCUUAUCAUUUGGUUUUAUGAUUGUGAGGGUCUAUUUCAUGCAGAUGGUUGCAGUUGCUGCGUCGUGUGUUCGUAUUGAAGCUGAUCGCCGGCCAAGCAUGCGUGCUGUUUUGGAAGCUCUCCUGGACAACAAGCAGAUGGUCACAAAAACAACCUCUAGCAAUAUAACACUCUCAUAGUUGAACAUAAUGGAGGUUGUACAAUGGUAUGCAUGAUGAUGUGAGAGGAAAUGAAAGAAAUUAGGGAUGCUCCUGCAAAAUUUGCUUGUUUCAAUUCAUUCUGAUUUUAUCCAUCUUGUAGAGUUAAGAUACUCUGUUUUUCCUAAUCCUCUUCAUUUUGCUCACUCUAUGUAUAUUCAUUUUAUAUAAGCAUGUUAUUUCAUUGCCUAAUCACUAAUGAGUGAUGAUAUAUUUUCAUUUAGGAGUGAUGAU